AUGGGCGGUGGUGGCAAGAUCCCGUACCCCAAGGAAGUCUGGUCUCCCGCAGGAGGCUGGUAUGCUCAGCCAGCAAACUGGAAAGCCAACACGGCCAUCAUCGGUGCAGCUGUUAUCGGAAUUGUUGCCGCGACCUGGAGCCUCAGCGCCGAGCGUGAGCGCCGUGAGAAGAUGCCCGAGCCCGGCAGAUUCUUUCCCAGUCGCUACUGGAGCAAGCAAAUUAUCGAACACGAGAGACAGCAGAAGAACGAGUCAUAG
This is a messenger RNA of Aspergillus chevalieri, 258 nucleotides long. RefSeq lists its product as uncharacterized. Bases 1 to 258 code for a protein of 85 amino acids. The transcript has 3 exons. Lineage: Eukaryota; Fungi; Ascomycota; Eurotiomycetes; Eurotiales; Aspergillaceae. The record is from RefSeq and is a predicted model, not a curated record.